Molecule: messenger RNA, 627 nt
Organism: Letharia columbiana
Lineage: Eukaryota; Fungi; Ascomycota; Lecanoromycetes; Lecanorales; Parmeliaceae
Exons: 1
Coding region: 1-627 (208 amino acids)
Source: RefSeq, a predicted model, not a curated record
AUGGCCUCCGAACCCGAUGAUUACCAGACUAUCAGCGACAAUUGUCCAGGGUACAUGGUCUUGAUCUCGGAGGGUAUAAUCUGCACUCGCUGCGCAGGGGAGAAACGUCACAGGCCGAAUGAUUGCCCGAAACCUACAACUGCUGCGGAUCUAGCCACAGAGACCUUUUUGGAGGGAGAUGCAACUGGGGACGACAAUGCAGACCCGGGGAUGGAGUCUCUCUCGGAUACGAGUAGUAUAUUUUCGGAGUCGACCGCUCGCUCGGAGAGCUCAGAGAUGCAAGUGACAGAUGCGCAUCAGUCGGACCAAGGUGGUAGCCACCAGCAAGACACCCAUCUACCAAGCCGCGGCUUCGCACGCCCCGAUGGCAGCCACACAGAUAGUGAGCCUGACCGCACCAGCCCUUCGCCGCCAAAUCGUCGAGCCGAAUUCAGAGUCCCCAAAGUCCCCUUGAACGAACCCAGCCGAGCCCCCAAGAUCUUCGUUAAAGCCAACCGUCAAACACCCAAUACAGCUACCACCCACAAGUCCGGACUUGCCAACACCACUGGAAAAUUUGAUUACGACAAUACAACAUGUCCCAGCUCCUUUGGAUUCGGACGACUCCCUUCAGAAGCCAUGGGCUGA